Sesamum indicum (sesame) is the source of this 2115-nucleotide messenger RNA. The record is from RefSeq and is a predicted model, not a curated record. Lineage: Eukaryota; Viridiplantae; Streptophyta; Magnoliopsida; Lamiales; Pedaliaceae.
AUGAGAGCUGCUCUUUUAUGGACAAUCAGUGAUUUCCCUGCAAAUGCAAUGGUAUCUGGAUGGAGCACUCAUGGGUUGUUGGCAUGUCCUUAUUGUAUGGAAAGGACAAAAUCUUUCAGACUUCGUUAUGGAAGGAAGGCAUGUUGGUUUGAUUGUCAUCGUCAGUUUUUGCCUCCUGACCAUCCUUAUAGAAGACAAACCUAUAAGUUUCGGAAGGGAAAAUGUGAAAAUGAUUCUCCACCUAUGCGCUUAACUGGAGAAGACAUGCGACAAAGGGUGGAUGAGCUUCCUGAAACUAUUUUUGGAAAACCACCAGGUGGUACACACCCAAUUGAUGGAUUUGGUAGGACACAUAAUUGGGUUAAAAGGAGCAUAUUCUGGGAGUUACCAUAUUGGCACACAAAUCUUAUCCGACAUAAUCUGGAUGUCAUGCAUAUCGAAAAAAACGUCUUUGAUAAUAUCUUUAACACUAUUAUGGACGUUAAAGAUAAAACAAAAGAUAAUGUCAGAUCUCGAAAAGAUUUGGAGUUGUAUUGUAGUCGUACUGAGAUGCAUUUGUUUGAAGGUGCAAAUGGAAAAAUCUACAAACCCAAGGCACCAUAUACUUUAACUAAAGCACAGAAGAAAGAAUUGUGCUCUUGGAUAAAAUCUUUAAAGUUACCUGAUGGGUAUUCCUCAAACAUUGCUCGUUGUGUGAAUGAAGAGGAAUGCAAAUUUUAUGGGAUGAAGAGUCAUGACUGUCAUGUGUUCAUGCAAAAAUUACUCCCAAUUGCAUUUAGAGAUCUACUACCGAAACCUAUUUGGGAAGCACUGACUGAACUCAGCAGUUUCUUUAAGGAUCUAUGCGCAACUAUAUUACGUGUGGAGCACAUGCAAAAACUUGAGAAGAACAUUGUUGAGAUAUUGUGUAAGUUAGAGAAAAUUUUUCCCCCAAGCUUCUUUGAUUCUAUGGAACAUCUACCAGUUCACCUUGCGUAUGAAGCUAAGGUUGGUGGACCUGUACAGUAUCGAUGGAUGUAUCCAUUUGAGAGAUUAAAUCAGGUUCCACGAAAUGAUGAUGGAGGAAUGAUAGAUUCUUGUGAAAGUCUAUUUUCUACACAUCCUGGACGACCACUUGGUAAUAGAAUUGCAGUUAGAUAUCUGGAUGAGGAUGAGAUGAAGGCUGCACAUAGAUAUGUCUUGAUGAAUUAUGAGAAGAUUGAUCCAUUCUUGCAGAAAUUUGAUGAAGAAAAUAGAAAACAAUUUCCAACAAUAACUGACAUGGAACUUGAAACAUUGCGGGACACAGAUUUUUCUCGGUGGUUACUUGCUCAUAUUCGAGAUACACGUAACGAAGUUGACGACCUCAUAAAAAAGUUGGCUCAUGGUCCCAGUCGACGUGUUUCUUGCUAUAAAGGGUACUUUGUGAAUGGAUUCAAAUUCCACACUUUUGAGUACGGGCAUUCUAAAGCAACAUCAAAUUAUGGUGUAUGUGUUUUGGGGAGUACCUACAAUGAAUAUGAAAUGGAUUAUUAUGGAAUUCUGGAAGAAAUUAUAGAAUUGGAGUAUUACGGGAUAAGACGUGGGGUUGUCUUGUUUAAGUGUCAUUGGUACGACACUUCUGAUAAAGGGCUUAAGUGGCACACAUCGGGUCUUGUGAAAAUUAACCAUAAUUUGAAAUUAAAAUCAAAUGACCCUUUUAUAUUGGCCUCCCAAGCACAACAAGUCUACUUUACAAACUUUCCGAGCACCAAAAGAGAGAGACGUGAUUGGUGGGCAGUAUGCAAAGUAAAGGCUACCGGUAAAUUUGACGUCCUAUUAGCUGAAGGACAAGACGAGAAUAUUGAGCAAAGCGUUGAUAUUGCUUUUCAAGAGAAUGAGACAUCUGAUCCACACCAAAUUUUGAUUGAAACUGAUCGAGAUGAGAUCAAUAUUGUUUCGGACGGUGUGGUAGAAGAAGUAGAUGCAAAUGAAUUUGAGGGACUUCAACAUGGGGUAGAUUUAAAUGAAGUCAUAAUAGAGGAUGAAGAUCAUUGGGAAGGCGAAGAAUUCGAACCAGAAGAUGAUGAGCAAGAAGAAGAAUAUGAUUCAAAUGAAAGUGAUGAGGAUAUGGACACUGUUCGUGAUGGUGACUAG